AUGGUCGUGACGAUACAGUGCUCCAUGCCGCAGUUCAUUGCACGGUGCUUGGAAGAGAUUGGCCUGGAGGGGCGUUGUGGGAUGCCACUGCGCGACCUCUUUGAUGUGAUGGACCCACGUCACGACGUGGCGUACCGUCGCUACGCGUGGCAAGUGCUGCGGAGUAUGGAAAGUCAGCUGCUGUUCCAUGUUAUGCGUCCAUUGAAGACCGAAGAAGGUGCAAGUACAUGCAAUGAAGUGGAUAAGAAGCUGCUGAGUGGCGGAGACGCCGCAAGUCACUACACCGCACCAGUUCGGAAGCGCAAGUGGAAGACGACGUUGCGGCCUCAGAUCUGUACGUCUAAUGCAAUGCAGGAUCGAGUGGAUGAACACGAGGUGAGCGCGUUGAAGCGACGUAAACGCAAGAGCCACGUGCUACAGCCUGUGCUACCGUCAAUGCGACGUAUAGCGGCUCAAAAGCAGCGUCGGAUGUUGUCUGACACGGAGAGCGGAUCUCGAGAUAUAGGCGAGCAUGGGAGUCGAUUUAGGAGGCGGCGGCGGAAGCGACAGGGAAGUAUCAGCGGUCGGCGGGAAGGAGGAGAAGUGGUUGUGGAGAAAGAAGAGCAGGGCAUAGACAUAAAGGACGCGACGGUGGAAAAAUAUUGUUGCAAGAAGAAGGAGACAGAAAGCGUGCAAGCCUGGCCGCAGCAGUUUGUCGAGUUAGGGUGUGAUGUAGAAGUGAAAGACGAAACGGAAGACGCUCCAGAUGAAACACGAUGGGUCUUACGAAGUCCACGAGGAUUUCGACUUGGACGAGAGGUAGAUAUAGGCAAGCUGAGCUAUGAAGAGGCCGUGACAAGCAAUAAGGAUGGCGUGCUAGGUGUCGUCGCCUGCGAAGAAGUGCGACUAAAGUAUUUGGGUGUGCAAGAUGCAGGCUCUAUGGAUACAAUAUCACCACAGUUUGAUCUUUUGGAGAUGAUUGGUCGUGCAAGGGCGCGCGGAGAAAAUGCUGCAACGUUGGCAAAUACGAAGCUGUUUGGAGACUCGCGAAAGUUGCACUAUUUACUGGAUAUGUUGAUCGUUUCGAAUUACGUGGUAAAAAACAUUGUGACGGCUGAUCAGCGACGAUUCAACAUCGUCCACUUGCGGCGGUUUGCCAGCCAGUUCCACCCGUCGAUGGUAUCACCGUCCGCUACAAUGGCUUGGCAAGCAUUUCCUAAAGAAGUACUAGCGAAUGUCAUCGUGAACAUGAUGAAAGCUCGAAGAGAAAGGACUUGUGUAUUCGCAGACAUUGGGCGUGAGCUCGGCUUUGGGAAACGCCAGCAGGAACAAUUGCGGAAUUAUUUCAUCCAGCAGAUGGACACAAAACCGAGCUUUCCUCUUCAGUUGUUUAUGGCGCGAUGUAAAACAGGUAGUGAGUUUAUAGGGCGAAAAUUGUGGUGUAUCCGACUACGUGAUAGUUCAUCGAAUUCGUCUGUUUUGUCUGAUCGGCGGCGGAGCUCGUCAGUUACAUACGAAGAGCUUGUACCUAAUGCAAUUGUAGUUGGCAGGCCCUUUGUUGAGCGUGGCAUCAUGGAGCAAUUGUUUAUGGCCAUUCAGGCCCGAGGAGAUAUUGGCGCUACGGUUCCUGAACUGCGGGAUGCGCUGGGUGUCCCAACGUUCAAGCUGCCAUACAAGCUUGCGCAGGGAUUAAUUACAAAUUAUAAUAUCUCGGUGGAACAAGUUGUUCUAGGCAAGAGUACAAUGUAUCGGAUGUUUGUUCCUGGUGUCGCAAAAGGAAACGCAAAUAGCGAGCAUGCGACGAUUGGCAGUAGCUCGACGUCAAUUGAUUUAACAGUUGGCGUGCGGGUGACUCGUGCUGCUGAGAAGUAUAGUACGCCGAAAGGUGUGGACGACAAUGACGAUGGUAAUGGCCAACCUCAGCCCGUUACGAUGAAGGAGGCAACGCGAGGGAUGGUGCGGGCAUCAACAAUUGAUAGGCGAAGGAACUACAUUUUGAAGCGGAUACAGACGGAGAAAGUGGUGUCACUGCAUCAGUUACGCACUGGUUUGAUAGAAAUGGAGCGCGGAGCAGAAGCAAGCAUCAUGGAUAUUCGCUCAGUACACCGCAUAGUCGAUGAACUUGUCGAGGAGAAGAAAGUGACUACAAUGGAUAUUGUCAUGCCCUUGAAGCAGGUUCUUCAGAAAGCACAUCGUAAGGUGAAGUGUGCUGUGUUGAUCGGGUACCAGCGCGACCGUGAAGCGAUUCGCGAAUUUAUUGAAUCGUACGAGAUGGAGCAUCAACGUAAGUAUCAGGCAAAUCUUGUGGACCACGACAACGAUGAUUAUGUCGUGAUAACCAAUCGCCAGAAGCAGCGCCAUUGCGGGGGGCGUGCAAUACAAGAGAUAGAGGCUAAGGAAAUUCGCGAUCAAGAGGUCGUUAAGUACAACGCGGUAUCUUACAAAUUGGCUCGGCUUGGGCUGGUGAAGCUACAAAAGCAAAGUCGCAGGCUUGGGAUGUUUUUCGGCAUGAUGUAUAAGUGCCGCGCAUUCCACUUCAUGGUCUGGAAUCGAAUUAAAAUCUUGGGAGCUCGAGAUCCAAUAUUAAGUGGCAAGGCUGCUACAAGUCUUGACGGAUUACAUCGCGCGGGGAAGUGCGCGAACCCUAGUAGCUUGCGGGAGGUGACAUUCGCGCUGAAAGACGCGUUGGAUCUUUUGUCUGUGAAAGAGUACAUCCAGCUUGUUGGUGUGAUGGAAUUGCUUACCGAUCAAGAAGAGACAACCACUCGAUUGAUUAUUUCGAAGGGCGGUUCGUGGGAUGCACUGUCUCAACCGAUCGCAGAAAAAAUACGGGGGGGUGAGGCCGACCGGUUUUCGAAGAUUGUGCGUGUGCUUCUCGAUUUAAGGCUCCUGCAGGUAGUGCGCGAUACGUCUUCGACUAGUCUUUUCAAUGUGUUCCAGACAUCCGAUGACUUUGACACGACUGUUUCAAGGGUGGCAUUUGCAACGUUAUCAGGGGGGCUGUUUAAGCUCAAGCGUCGUGUUCACAUUAGUGUACGGCAAGGAACAAAUGUGCUGCAUCGACUUCCGUCCGAGUUCUCUUAUGCAUACGCUCCAGGUUUUUCUUGCAAAAGCAAAAGUGACCACUUCGCUGGGCGUGUUCCCCUUGGAUUCGAUCUGCGUGAAAUGGAUGACGUGAUGGCAUACUGGAAGUCACUACGCUUUUUAAGUGUCGAGGGGGCUCGAUUAGGCGCUAAAUCGCGCGAGAAAAACAGUCUGAGUGUCAAGCUUGACGGUGCUUUGAUCCGAUCGGCCCCUUUGUCAGAUCACAACAUCUACGUGCUGAAGGCAUGGGUACCUCACUCGAAAACAAGCACAAGAACCAGCGCUGCUCGAGCUAAAGCAGCCGCGGGACCUAUACAGGCGCUGAAGCGUAAAUGCAUCCAAGCAUAUGCGCCUGCUGCAAAAGGGCUUCCACAAAAGCGACGUAAGAUUGUCAAAAAUGGUGACGGCUCGAAUCCUGCGUCGAUAGCUGUGGUUCCUACAAGUGAAGUUGGUGUUGGCAAGUUUCGCAAGCAUCUUGGUGCAAAGAAAACCCGCCGUACCCACACAUGGACUCUCGACGAAGACCUACAUUUGAUUGAUCUUUACCUUGAACAAGUAUCGUGUCGGUGGUUUAUCGAGAUACCGUUAGCGUUGCAAAAGAAGGGAGAGCGAGUUGCGUUUCGUAGCACCAGGUUGUCUCGCACUUUAAUUGCUUGGAAGGAGCUUGGCAAAGUGUUUAAGAAGAAGCCGGUCGAGUGUAUGUUGCGCAUAAAUGAUUUACUAGAAGCGCCCGCUAUUUAUGCAAGGCUAGAAAGGGCCAAAGUCACUAUCACGCAAAUGAAAAAUCCUGGCGGAGAAUUUUACGAGGAGGCCGCAAUCAUGCGCCAACCACGACUUACUGCGCUGCUUUGCCGAGCGUUGCAAGUCAUUCUACAUGAUCGGUCCAGCUAUUACUCAGUUAUGGCCGAUAUGCUGAUGAAUAGCUGGAAAGAGAGCGAGGUGAAACUGGUAUGGCGGUAUUUAUGGUUGGCUGGAAUAAUCACGCGAACUCCUCAGGCGAAUGAAAGCAAAGAUCAAAAACAACGAGGUUUCCAAGUCCACUCCAAGGUAUUCGAAAUGAAAAGUUUGAAGAUCUCGUGGUACACAAUCGAGACGUUUUGCGAGGCCGCCAAAUAUUUAUCCUUCGUCGACGAAAAUGUUGAUGAAGCUACGAUGAUUGCCGAAGAAAAUGAUCAUCAGUAUGAGCAAGAGAUUGGAGUGAAUAUGUCACGAGGCCAUGUUGCUCUGUCGUUGUCGUCAAUGGUGUCUGGGUUUUCACAUCUUGUCCCGGCGUUCGUUGCACCGAAAAAGCGCGUGGAGGAUUGUGAGAGUGUCCGAGUGUUAUCUGUGAAAGGUUUAGCAGGCCAUUUAUCACAACAGUGGGAUGGAGUGUUCCCGGAAGAUUUUCUGAAGGAGUAUUGGGCCGUGAAGUCCGUUUUCGGGAUUUUGGACGUGGGAACGAGAGCGCGAACAAUUAAGGCAAUGCAGGCCUUUUCUGACUGCGAUCAUACCCAUCUUGAAGCAGACUUGUGUACUCAUCCCAUACGACAGGAAGACACAACUCAGCAUUUGCUCCAGUCGUUGUUGCUAAGUAUGUUAACUGGGUCUGCAGCUUCGGGCAUGACAUUCGAUGAAUUAUGCGAACGGUAUGCAGCAUCUGGACUUCGAGAAAAAUUGGAAUGCCAGACUCCUGUGACCGUACUGAUUCAGCGCGAGAUGAAUGAAAUGAUUCAAGACGGUAAGGUGCUCGAGGUCAACGGGUAUGACCGAGUUCGCUUUGUGCUCCGAGAGUUUUCAGACCUCUGGACACUGCAUAGUUACCGGGUUACAAAUGACUCGGGUGAGGCGAAAGUGCGCUUUCUUUUUGAUAAGGUUAUCGCUGUUGUUGCACGUCCGUGGCUUCGUUUGGAUGGAAGCGUCAACACCAAGAUAGCAAUUAAAUUGAAGCGCAAGGUCGUGAACAUUAUCAUGUGCUGCCCUGGCAUCCGAGAUGGCGCUGUUCACACAAAAAUGCGCAAGGUUGUUAGCUUGCAAGACAUGCGUUCGCUCUUAGAAGAGCUGGUCAUUAGUGAAGUCAUUUACGCUAGAGUAUUCCGCGACUCCCAGCCGCCAGUCACCAGCAUUUUUUCUGGACCGGAGAGGCCUCAAGAUCGCAAGGUUGACAUAAUGACUUUGUUACCUGGAGAACUGCGAUAUAUUGACUUUUCUCGCGAUCACCUACACUACUUUCCAUCCGUCAAUUGUAUGGAGCUUUUUGGUGCAGAAGCGUGUGACGCUGAAAUGUGGUGA
Messenger RNA from Peronospora matthiolae, 5331 nucleotides. NCBI's taxonomy places the organism in Eukaryota, Oomycota, Peronosporomycetes, Peronosporales, Peronosporaceae. The record is from the annotation of a GenBank genome assembly.